AUGGCGGCCCUCAGGAGUCGAGUAGGUCUGUGCAUUCUCCUGACAGGUUCUGGGGGUACGAAGCGGAUCUGUUUCCGGGCCCGAACUGAGCCCCGGCUCGGUUCCCUACUCCAACCGCUGCUCCGGCCCUUCGAGGUGGGGCUGCCAUCCCGCGGGCUCGGCUCCGAGGCUGCAGCAUCUGGUAGCUCGGAGAUCAAGAAACCUGCAUUUAUGGAUGAGGAAGUCCAGAGCAUACUCAUUAAGAUGACAGGCUUGAACUUGCAGAAGACCUUUAAGCCAGCUAUACAAGAACUGAAGCCACCAACCUAUAAGCUAAUGACCCAGGCACAGUUGGAAGAGGCUACAAGACAGGCAGUUGAAAUAGCUAAGGAACGGUUAAAAAUGCCACCAGUUCUGGAAGAGCGAGCACCAAUAAAUGAUGUGUUAGCUGAAGAUAAAAUCUUGGAAGGAACAGAAACACACAAAUAUGUGUUUACUGAUAUAACAUACAGCAUACCACACCGGGAGCGUUUUAUCGUUGUCAGAGAACCAAGUGGCACGCUACGCAAAGCCUCUUGGGAAGAACGGGACCGGAUGAUACAAGUUUAUUUCCCAAAAGAAGGUCGUAGAAUUUUGACACCUGUAAUUUUCAAGGAGGAAAACAUUAAGACCAUGUACAGCAAGGACCGGCAUGCUGAUGUCCUCAAUCUCUGUGUUGCCCAGUUUGAGCCAGACUCUGCUGAGUAUAUAAAGGUUCAUCACCAGACCUAUGAAGAUAUAGAUAAACAUGGAAAGUAUGACCUUUUACGCUCAACAAGACACUUUGGUGGAAUGGCUUGGUAUUUUGUAAAUAAGAAAAAGAUUGAUGGUUUGCUGAUUGACCAGAUUCAGAGAGAUUUAAUCGAUGAUGCCACCAGCUUGGUCCACCUGUAUCACAUACUCCAUCCAGAUGGCCAGUCCGCUCAAGAGGCCAAAGAGCAGGCUGCUGAAGGAGUAAAUUUAAUUAAGGUCUUUGCAAAAACAGAAGCACAGAAGGGAGCGUAUAUAGAAUUAACACUGCAAGCUUAUCAAGAAGCAUUCGUUAGCCAUUCUGCAGCUUCCUGAAAUAUUUUUUAAAACACAUUUCAUUUUACUAAAUACUACCUUU
Messenger RNA from Galeopterus variegatus (Sunda flying lemur), 1126 nucleotides. It is a transcript of the gene MRPS22, whose product is annotated as mitochondrial ribosomal protein S22. Gene Ontology annotation, cellular component: mitochondrial small ribosomal subunit. The record is from RefSeq and is a predicted model, not a curated record. Lineage: Eukaryota; Metazoa; Chordata; Mammalia; Dermoptera; Cynocephalidae. Bases 1 to 1083 code for a protein of 360 amino acids. Gene Ontology annotation, molecular function: structural constituent of ribosome. The transcript has 8 exons.